AUGGCCUCUUCACUGCUGCUUCUUGCCUGGCUCCUCUCAGGUCUUUGGCUCUGCGCUGGCGGUUUCAGAAGCUGGGUCAUCGGGGGCCGAGAAGCCAAGCCUCACGCGUGGCCCUUUAUGGCUUCCAUCCAGCUGAACGGGGAGCAUGUCUGCGGCGGGUUCCUCGUACGGCGCCGGUGGGUGAUGACCGCCGCUCACUGCCUUAUUCCCAGGCAAUCCGACUUUGCCCGCAUCGUACUUGGCGCCCACUCGCUGAAGACUCACGAGGCCUCGCAGCAGAUCUUUGGCAUCCGCGAGUCUAUCGCUCAUCCGGACUACGAACCCAAAACCGUGAAAAACGACAUCCGGAUGCUCAAACUGAACAGGUCCGUCGUUUUCAACCGGUUCGUCAAACGCAUCCUGCUCCCCCUUCCGGAGACGGACCUCCAACCUGCAUCCACCUGUUGGGUGACCGGCUGGGGGGAUGUUUCCAAUUUCAGAACCAUCCCUACCAGACUGAUGGAAGCCAACACGACGGUUGUCGAGAGGGGAGUGUGCAACGCCUCGUGGACCGGGCACGUCUUCGACUGUAUGAUCUGUGCAGCCAACAGGGACACGGCCCUGCGUGGAUUCUGCUCUGGCGAUUCAGGUGGACCCCUUAUUUGUGGCAACAGAGUACAAGGGAUUGUCUCCUUCAACGGAAAGAGAUGUGGCGAUCGGCGUUUUCCGGACGUCUACACCCGGAUCUCAAAAUACAUCAACUGGGUCAAUGAAGUGAUACAUAUAUUUUGA
Molecule: messenger RNA, 771 nt
Organism: Euleptes europaea (tarantolino)
Lineage: Eukaryota; Metazoa; Chordata; Lepidosauria; Squamata; Sphaerodactylidae
Product: serine protease 57-like
Exons: 5
Coding region: 1-771 (256 amino acids)
Biological process (GO): proteolysis
Molecular function (GO): serine-type endopeptidase activity
Source: RefSeq, a predicted model, not a curated record